ACUUGGUCUCCUGCUUUCGCGACAUGGCCUUCAAUUUUGGGGCUCCCUCGGGCACCUCCGGUACCGCUGCAGCCACCGCGGCCCCCGCGGGUGAGUGAUCCCCCUAGACCUUCACCCGGGAAGAAGGGGAAGGGUCUGGUCCGCCCCCUCUGUCCGAGACUCUCCGACCUGGGGAUCCUGGAAUCUCCCGCCGACGCGGAGACUUUAGAGGCAUUGGAAAAGGGCGGGCGGCGGCAGAGUGGGCCGAGGCGGCACCCGAGGAGGCCACGGGGGUACUCGGGGUCCCACUAGAAGCUCGCUUGCCGCGCGUGAGUUUCCACAGGGCCCUGGCUUGAGCGGUUCGCUUCCCGCUGCCGGGGAGUCCUACUCAGAGAAAUUGGAGGUUGCUUCCCUCUCCCCUUGCCCGAGAACCUCCCUCCCCUCUGCACCUCAGCCUCCUGGAUGGGCGGGAACGCUUGCGUGGUUCCCGCUGCCGGACUCGGCGAGGAUAGGGCUGGGGAUCCACCGGCACUGCCCAUUGACUCCCUUAGUUCCACCCCCGGCCCCCUGUGGUCCUCGCUGUGGGGUUUAUCCGUCAUGCUUCUUCCAUCUGCCCCACCCCACCCCCACUCUGCUUUCUUAAACUGUUUGGAGCAAAACCAGGUUUGUUCACUUCUGUGAAACCUCCUGCUGAUUCUUCUAAUCCUUAUCUUGCUUUCUUUUCUUUUUCCCUCUCCCCCUUUUUAAAAUUUUGUUUCUUUGCCUACACGCCUAUCAGGAUUUGGUGGGCUUGAGACUGCCAACUCCACCGCCAGUGGGUUUAAUUUUGGGGGUUUCGGAUUAACUGCUAAUCCUGCAGUGAACUUUAAUAUUGGGAAUUUCGGUGUUUCUACUACCUCGGCGACUCCGUUCAAUUUUGGUAACAGUCUGGCAAGUGCAGGUAGAUACUGCGGGUUGUAUGUGUAACCAGUGUUGGGAGCUGGAGUCCAAGAAUAUUGUGGUUCCUGGAGUUUGGGAAAGAACAGUUACUUGUCUAAUAGGGAAAGGAAAUUUAUUUCCUUAUCUCGAAUCAAAAACAUCUGUAUCAAGUUUUUACUGCCUUAAAAGAUGUGGUUUAGGAAAGUUUUGCAAGUUACAGUGUUCCUUUAUUAAAUGUGCACUUAUCUUCCAAAUGAUAAGCAUUUGGAUUAUAAUUUUGAAUAGAUCUUUAAAAUUAUUAGGUAGGACUUCCAAAGUAUAAACUCACCACCAGUCAAGCCCAUCCUGGGAUUCUUGGACUCCUGCAGUCAUUUUUCAUUUUUUCUGCAUCUUUCAUUGAGAUUUCAUUUUAUUGUCCUUGUGUUUCCAAAGAGAAACAAGUCUUAUACGAACAGCAGUAACCUGUUUUGUUUUUUAACUUGUGUUAUAAUGAUAAUAAUGUAUUUCUUUGGUCAACUCAGCAGAUUAGGAUACUAUAAGAUGUGUAAUUUCUAUAAGAUUUGUAAUUAUAGAAAGAAUCCCCAGUUCUUUGCUGGAAUUUUGGGAAAUGCUCAAAGAGAGCAGUUUAGUUUUAUGUGAUAUAGCAUCGAAUUCUAAAAGGUAAGCUAGACGUCUUUGCAUUCAAAAAGAUAAUUAUGAAGAUUUUCAUAUGCACGUGGGUUGUUUGCAGCUCAUUAGAAAUUUUGCAAAACAAUAAUGAUAUAUACAUUUAAAAUAGGUUUAUGGGUACUUUACAUAGUGACACUGUAGAAAAAAACUUGUUCUUCAGCUGCUCGUAUAUGAAUUUAUCGUCCAUAGUCUCUUACGUUAUGCCUCUUGUGCCCAUGCCAAUUAUAUGCAUUUGAUAAACAUUAUUUACUCCCUAAAAGUUAAUUGGGAAGUUUGUUAUUUUGUUCAUUCACUGGUUACUGCAAUGUGAUUAUCACCCUAGCAUCUGAGUUGAAAACAGUUCGAAGAAUAUUUGAAAACUUCAAAGACAAGAUGAUGCAUUUUAAUUAAGAUGUAUUCGAAGUAAUCACAUAUCACUGUCCUUUGAUGUGUUUACUUUUCCUUGUUUGCUUAAAAUUGGCACUGGGUAAAACAGAAAUCUUACUUUGAAAUUUGUGUUUCUGAAUAAAGCCACCCAGCUCAUAAUUCAACAACAAUAAAUAAACUUGUUGGUAUUUGCUUGAUUUCAUGUUCAUUUGGAGUUAUCACUGUUAAGUUUUGAGUUAUGAUAAUGUAAUAUGUUUUAACUACUUUUAUAUGUGUUAACCUUCAGCAAAGGGCUGAUAGACUUUCUUGUUUACUUUUUAUUUUGUAUACUUGCAGAUCUGCUAUUACUAAAACAUUUUUGAUGUUGUGGAGCAUGAUGAGAAACUGACUAGUGUUUCUAUUGCGUAGCCAAUUCAGAUUAUAUCAUAGUUAUUCUAUGGAAGUGAAGAAUAAUGAAAAGAAAUUACAACAGUGCUUAGUACUGUGGGUGACUUUUAUGAAAAUGUUUAUAGUUUGCAGUACUGCAGUAGAACCUACAAGUAAAUAGAAUAUUUAGUUGUGCCUGCAUGCAACAUGCAGCUUACUCUUGAGUAGUUUUCCAAAUCAGAAUGAGGUGAUUAAUAUAAAAUGGUUGCAUGUUUUUCUUCUUGUAUUUUCUAUAUUGCAAUAUUGAUGAAUCUGUGUUGUAUACCAGAAAUAAAUGAGAUUAAAGGAAGAUUCCAAAAAAUCUGCAAUAUAAUUCGACACUAAUGGUUCAAACAUUUGUCUUGAAAGGCUUUUUGAUACCACAUUGGUAAUCAGCUGAAGACUGACAAUAAGUUACAAAAAUAACAAAACAAUUUUAGAUUGGCUAGCAUUCCAUUUAUCUGUCAAAUCUCUUCCUUCAAGAAACACAUUCUUGUUGUUUGGAGGUGGGUUUGGAGGAUUUGGGACAACAUCUACAACUGCAGGUUCUGCAUUCAGCUUUUCUGCCCCAACUAACACAGGCACUACUGGACUCUUUGGUGGUACUCAGAACAAAGGUUUUGGAUUUGGUACUGGUUUUGGCACAACAACGGGAACUAGUACUGGUUUAGGUACUGGUUUGGGAACUGGACUGGGAUUUGGAGGAUUUAAUACACAGCAGCAGCAGCAAACUACAUUAGGUGGUCUCUUCAGUCAGCCUACACAAGCUCCUACCCAGUCCAACCAGCUGAUAAAUACUGCGAGUGCUCUUUCUGCUCCAACGCUGUUGGGAGAUGAGAGAGAUGCUAUUUUGGCAAAAUGGAAUCAACUGCAGGCCUUUUGGGGAACAGGAAAAGGGUAUUUCAACAAUAAUAUUCCGCCAGUGGAAUUCACACAAGAAAAUCCCUUUUGCCGAUUUAAGGCAGUAGGUUAUAGUUGCAUGCCCAGUAAUAAAGAUGAAGAUGGGCUAGUGGUUUUAGUUUUCAACAAAAAAGAAACAGAGAUUCGAAGCCAACAACAACAGUUGGUAGAAUCAUUGCAUAAAGUUUUGGGAGGAAACCAGACCCUUACUGUAAAUGUAGAGGGCACUAAAACAUUGCCAGAUGAUCAGACAGAAGUUGUUAUUUAUGUUGUUGAGCGUUCGCCAAAUGGUACUUCAAGAAGAGUUCCAGCUACAACGCUAUAUGCCCAUUUUGAACAAGCCAAUAUAAAAACACAAUUGCAGCAACUUGGUGUAACCCUUUCUAUGACUAGAACAGAACUUUCUCCUGCACAGAUCAAACAGCUUUUACAGAAUCCUCCUGCUGGUGUUGAUCCUAUUAUCUGGGAACAGGCCAAGGUAGAUAACCCUGAUUCUGAAAAGUUAAUUCCUGUACCAAUGGUGGGUUUUAAGGAACUUCUCCGAAGACUGAAGGUUCAAGAUCAGAUGACUAAGCAGCAUCAAACCAGAUUAGAUAUCAUAUCUGAAGAUAUUAGUGAGCUACAAAAGAAUCAAACUACAUCUGUAGCCAAAAUUGCACAAUACAAGAGGAAACUCAUGGAUCUUUCCCAUAGAACUUUACAGGUCCUAAUCAAACAGGAAAUUCAAAGGAAGAGUGGUUAUGCCAUUCAGGCUGAUGAAGAGCAGUUGCGAGUUCAGCUGGAUACGAUUCAGGGUGAACUAAAUGCACCUACUCAGUUCAAGGGCCGACUAAAUGAAUUGAUGUCUCAAAUCAGGAUGCAGAAUCAUUUUGGAGCAGUCAGAUCUGAAGAAAGGUAUUACAUAGAUGCAGAUCUGUUACGAGAAAUCAAGCAGCAUUUGAAACAACAACAGGAAGGCCUUAGCCAUUUGAUUAGCAUCAUUAAAGACGAUCUAGAAGAUAUAAAGCUGGUCGAACAUGGAUUGAAUGAAACCAUCCACAUCAGAGGUGGUGUCUUUAGUUGACAGUUCACAAACUUGUGUAAAGGUUUGUGAAAUGCAUCUUCUUACUGCAUCAGACCUUCCUUAAGAAUGAAACCGACCACAUGGAGGGAAAAAGAAAACAAUUCUUUCUUGGAUUGGUUUUUUGAGAAGUUUACUGACAAAUUACUGUUCAUCAAAUCUGAAAUAGUCACCUCACAGCUCUUCAAAGAAAACCUUUGAAAGAUUUAUAUCUAAAAGCUGUAUUUACUUUAAAAGAAGUGCAUAAUUACCAAAAUUGUAUGUACUAUUGUACAUUUUUACAACAGCAUUUUCUUAAACAUAAUCUGUGUUUAAUGAUUAUUGUCCAUUGAGCCUGUACUCUGCUUUCCAUACCAAGUAAAUAUGAAAUAAUCUACUUUGCACAUAACAGAACAAACUAUAAUUACUUGGCUGUUGGAGAUUUGUACUUGAGUAUAAAUGUACACCAGUUUUUGUAUUUGUGAACUCAUCUGUGGGAGGAGUAAAGAAAAUCCAAAAGCAUUUAAUGUUUUGUUUUUGUUCUAUAAAGAUAUGAAAAUGUAUUUUUAUAUUAUUUUACUUAUUUGGAAUUUACAGAGCACACCUAAGCAAUUAGGAUAUAACAAAACUACUUAACCAUUUUUGCAACCAUUUUGUUUUUUAAGCCUUUUUAUUUCUAAAAAGAUGAAAACUUAUAAAUAAAUUCUUAAUUUGUAAUUACUUUUA
This is a messenger RNA of Homo sapiens (human), 5002 nucleotides long. RefSeq names its product nucleoporin 54 (gene NUP54). The record is from RefSeq and is a predicted model, not a curated record. Lineage: Eukaryota; Metazoa; Chordata; Mammalia; Primates; Hominidae. The coding region runs from base 3317 to 4300 and encodes 327 amino acids. The transcript is spliced from 12 exons. Gene Ontology annotation, cellular component: nuclear membrane; nuclear envelope; nuclear pore.